Molecule: messenger RNA, 4020 nt
Organism: Solanum verrucosum
Lineage: Eukaryota; Viridiplantae; Streptophyta; Magnoliopsida; Solanales; Solanaceae
Product: putative disease resistance RPP13-like protein 1
Exons: 1
Coding region: 1-4020 (1339 amino acids)
Biological process (GO): defense response to other organism
Molecular function (GO): ADP binding
Source: RefSeq, a predicted model, not a curated record
AUGGAGGUUGGCUUAGCAGUUGGCGGUGCAUUCAUCUCUUCAGCUUUGAAUGUUCUCUUUGAUAGGCUUGCUCCUCAGGGUGACCUGCUGAAGAUGUUUCAGAAGCAUAUGAAUGAUGUUCAGCUCUUAAAGAAUCUGAGAAUGACAUUGCGUGGUCUUCAGAUUGUGCUAAGUGAUGCAGAGAAUAAGCAGGCAUCAAAUCCAUCUGUGAGAGACUGGCUUAAUGAGCUUCGAGAUGCUGUCGACUCUGCUGAAAACUUAAUGGAAGAGGUCAAUUGUGAGGCUUUGAGACUUAAGGUGGAAACAAGCAACCAGCAAGUAAGUGACCUCAACCUUUGCUUGAGUGAUGAUUUUUUCCUUAACAUAAAGGACAAGUUGGAAGACACAAUUGAAACAUUGGAGAAUUUGCAAAAGCAAAUUGGUGACCUUGGCUUACAGAAACAUUUUGGUUUGACUAAACAAGAAACUAGAACACCUUCAACUUCUUUGGUUGAUGAAUCUGAUAUCUUUGGUAGGCAGAAAGAAAAAAAGGAUUUGAUUGACCGUUUAUUGUCUGAAGAUGCAAGUGGAGGAAACCUGACUGUAGUUCCUAUUGUUGGAAUGGGCGGCGCGGGUAAGACAACACUUGCUAAAGUGGUUUACAAUGAUGAGAAGGUGAAGAACCAUUUUGGUUUGAAAGCUUGGUAUUGUGUUUCUGAGGCAUAUGAUGCUUUCAGAAUAACGAAAGGGUUACUUCAAGAAAUUGGCUUGGUGGUUAAUGACAAUCUUAAUCAGCUUCAGGUCAAAUUGAAGGAAAGCCUGAAGGGAAAAAGGUUUCUUCUUGUCCUUGAUGAUGUGUGGAAUGAUAACUAUAAUGAGUGGGAUGACUUGAGAAAUGUUUUUGUACAAGGAGAUAUGGGAAGUAAGAUCAUUGUAACUACACGUAAGGAGAGUGUUGCUCAGAUGACGUGUGCUAAGAAGAUGGAUCGUUGUGCAAUCACUGUGGGGACUCUGCCUAUUGACGACUCUUGGGCUUUAUUCAAACGACAUUCACUAGAAAAUAGGGAUCCUGAGGAACUUCCAGAACUUGAAGAGAUUGGAAAGCAAAUUGCAGACAAGUGCAAAGGGUUGCCUUUAGCUAUAAAGACACUUGCUGGUAUUUUACGUCGCAAAUCAGAUGUGGAUGAGUGGAGAGACAUUUUAAGUAGUAAAAUAUGGGAGCAGCCAAGUUGUUUGAAGGGUAUAUUACCAGCAUUGAUGUUGAGCUACAAUGAUCUUCCUCCAGAUUUGAAGCGAUGUUUUGCUUUUUGUGCAAUAUAUCCCAAAGACUAUCAAUUCUGCAAAGACCAAGUUAUUCACUUGUGGAUUGCUAAUGGUCUUGUACAGCAGUUUCGUUCAGGUAAUCUGUACUUUGACGAGUUGAGAUCAAGAUCACUGUUUGAAAGGGUCCCAAAGUCUAAAGGGAAAUCGGAGGGAUUCUUAAUGCAUGACCUUGUCAAUGAUUUGGCCCAAAUUGCAUCUUCAAACCUUUGUAUUAGGUUAGAAGAGAACGAAGGAUCUGAUGAUAUGUUGGAACAAAGUCGGCACAUGUCCUAUUCCAUGGGACGAGAAGGUGACUUUGAGAAAUUGAAACUACUCUCCAAAUCAGAGCAGCUGAGGACAUUGCUUCCAGUCAAUAUCGUCUUUUGCUUUUAUCAGCUAAGCAAGAGGGUGUUGCAUAACAUACUGCCAAAACUGACAUCCUUAAGGGCAUUAUCAUUGUCAGGCUAUGAGAUUGAGGAGUUUCCAAAUGACUUGUUUGUCAAAUUAAAGCUCCUCAGAUUUUUGGACCUUUCUUGGACAAAGAUUAAAAGGUUGCCAGAUUCUAUUUGUGCAUUGUAUAACUUGGAGACACUUCUCCUGUCAUCUUGUGCUGAUCUUGAGGAGCUACCGCUGCAGAUGGAGAAGUUGAUAAACUUGCGUCAUCUUGACUUAAGCAACACUUUUAACUCGAACUUGCGUCAUCUUGACUUAAGCAACACUUUUAACUCGAAGAUGCUGCUACAUCUGAGCAAGUUGAAAAGCCUCCAAGUGUUAGUGGGAGCCAAGUUACUUCUAGAUGGUUUGAAAAUGGAAGAUUUGGGUGAACUAGAGAACUUGUAUGGAUCUCUAUCAGUUUUAAAGUUACAGAAUGUGGUCGAUAAAAGGGAAGCUCUGAAAGCAAAAUUGAAGGAGAAAAAUCAUGUUGAGAAUUUAUCUUUGGAGUGGAGUGAAAACAGUACUGCUGAAUUUUCACAAACUGAAAUUGACAUACUUGAUGGGCUACGCCCACACACAAACAUAAAAGAAGUUGAAAUCACUGGAUAUAGAGGGACCCAAUUUUCAAAUUGGCUGGCUGAUCCUUUGUUUCUUAAGCUAGUAAAAUUGUCUCUUAGCAACUGCAAGGACUGUUUUUCUUUGCCAGCACUAGGAGAACUUCCUUCUUUGAAAAUCCUUUGCAUUCGAGGGAUGCAUAAAAUAACAGAAGUGACGAAAGAAUUUUAUGGCAGUUCAUCCUCCAAAAAGCCUUUUAACUCUCUUGAGAAGCUUGAAUUUGAAGAUAUGCUGGCGUGGAAGCAUUGGCAUGUACUAGGAUGUGGGGAGUUCCCUAAACUUGAGAAGCUUUCAAUUGAAAAUUGUCCGAAGUUGAUGGAGAAGUUGCCUGAAAAUCUUUGUUCUCUGACAGAAUUGGAAAUUUCAAAAUGUCCUCAACUGAAUUUGGAUACAUCCCAACUUGAGGGAAUGAAGCAGAUUGUUGAAUUAAAGAUUGGUGAUUGUGACCAUCUUACCUUACCUUUUAGCAAACUGCCCAGUACCUUGAAGAAAAUAAGAAUUUAUGAAUGCAAGGAACUGAAAUUGGAGGAGCCAGUUGGUGAGAUGUUUCUGGAGGAAUUGACACUGGAAGGAUGUGUUAUGUCACCUGAUCAGUUUCUCCCAAGAGCACGCGAAUUGAGUGUAGAGUAUUGCCACAACCUUACUACGUUUUUGAUUCCUACUGCCACUGAAAGUCUCUCUAUUUGGUAUUGUGAGAAUCUUGAAAAACUUUCGGUGGCAUGUGGGGGGACCCAGAUGACGUCACUGACUAUUCAUGGCUGUUUGAAGCUGAAGUGGCUGCCAGAACGUAUGCAGGAACUCCUUCCAUCUCUUAAUACACUGAAUCUUUAUAAUUGUCCAGAAAUAGAGUCCUUUCCUGGAGGAGGAUUGCCGUUCAAUUUACAAUUACUUGAUAUCUACAAUUGCGAGUUCCUCGUAAAUGGACGAAAUGAGUGGCUUUUACCGAGACUCAGACAGUUAGGGAUCGAACAUGAUGGCAGUGACGAAGAGAUGGAACAUGAUGACAGUGACGAAGAGAUCAAACAUGAUGGCAGGGACGAAGAAAUCGAACAUGAAGGCAGGGACGAAGAGAUGGAACAUGAUGGCAGUGACGAAGAGAUGGAACAUGAUGGCAGUGAAGAAGAGAUGGAACAUGAUGACAGUGACGAAGAGAUCGAACAUGAUGGAAGUGACGAAGAGAUCGAACAUUGGAAGUUGCCUUCCUCUAUCCAAAGUCUUACCAUAGGCAAUCAGAAAACAUUAAGCAGUAAAGAUCUCAAAAGCCUCACCUCUCUUGAAUAUCUACGUAUUAUUAAUUUACCUCAAAUUCAGUCACUGUUGGAAGAAGACCGGCUUCCCUCCUCUCUUUCUGAGCUAUAUUUAUAUUACCAUGAUGAGCUCCAUUCACUACAUCUUUGCCACCUCACUUCCCUUCUACAUCUAAACAUCGACUCUUGCCGUAAUCUCCAAUCACUCUCUGAAUCAGCACUGCCCUCCUCCCUCUCUUACCUGGGGAUCUCCCAUUGCCCUAAUCUCCAAUCACUUUCCGAAUCAGUACUGCCCUCCUCCCUCUCUCAGCUAGCCAUCUAUGAUUGCCGUAAUCUCCAAUCACUUCCAGUAAAAGGGAUGCCCUCUUCCCUCUCUAAACUAACUAUUUUCCGCUGCCCAUUGCUCACACCACUACUAGAAUUUAACAAGGGGGAAUACUAG